ACCAGACUGAAUAUGGCACCAGAAAGAUCCCUCAGAGUGCUCAUUCCCCUCCUUUGCUUUAUUCUUGAUGUGCACACAGGGUCAUUGAAUUACCAGAUUAUUGGUGGUCAUGAGGCUGUUCCUCACUCCAAACCAUGGAUGACAUAUAUCAGCUAUACAAAUCAUGGGAUGACCUAUAUUUGUGGAGGAUUUCUGGUUAGGAAUGACUUUGUGAUGACUGCUGCACAUUGUGGUGGGAGCAACAUAAAGGUGUCUCUUGGACUGCAUGCUGUUAAAGAGAGGAAUGAUCAGAACACAUUCUCUGUACUUAACAUCUACCGUCACCCCAACUACAACAGUGAAACCCAUGAGAAUGACAUCAUGCUCCUACAGAUGAAUGAUGAAAUCCCGUUGAAUGAGAACAUAAAAGUCAUUGCUCUCCACAAAAAGAACAAGAAAGUGCCGGUGGGCACAGAAUGUAACGUUGCAGGUUGGGGAAAGACAAACAGAGAUUUAAAUGUAUCAUCUCAAGUACUUAUGGAGGUUAAUGUGACCAUUGUCAGAAACAAGGAAUGCCAAAAUAUCCUAGAUAUGCCCAUUGACAGUUCCAUGAUAUGUGCAGGCCAACCUGGCACCAAGGGGGAUGCAGCUCAGGGUGACUCUGGGUCUCCUCUGGUUUGUGAAGGAGUGGCUACUGGCAUUGUGUCUUUUGGGAAUGAGAAACCACCAGGGGUAUAUACCCUAAUUUCAAGUUUUCUUCCCUGGAUCAGGAAGAUAAUGUCAUUCUCAAAACCUACCAUAAAAGACAAAAUGUAUCGUCCCUUAACCCAUUAGGUACACACAACAGACAUUUUCUGUCAUUCUCUCCUUUUGCUUCUGAAGCUGUGUCCUUUAGUGGUUAAUAGGGUGUGUUCUGCUUCUCAAUAGCUUUUCCUAUAAAGUAACUACCUGCAUAAGCUCUCUCAUGGGUCAUAAUAUGACUAAAACCACAAUAAAGUUAGCAUACCACGGGCAAAGUGAGGAGGACAUUGUGCUCUGCCUGUCACUUUUUGUAGUGUGGCCUAAAGGAAAUGCAAUAGAUUAUCCUUAAUAUCACACAAUACACCUUGUUCAGGCUCAGAAGGUUCAGAGUGAGUAUUCCAUUGUGUAAAGAUCCUGGAUGUACUUCCUAAAGUUAGAGCCUGUUUUGUUUAUUAUAGAUUAAUUACCUUAUAACUAGAUACCAUUGAUACAUAGCAUCACACAUAUAGGGCUGUAUGAAUUAAAUUGUUUCAAUAAAAUAAGUUACUGUUUGAUAGCAUAUAUACUGGAAUUUCCAAUAGUUGUGUACACUGUUCA
Messenger RNA from Pelobates fuscus (common spadefoot toad), 1317 nucleotides. RefSeq names its product azurocidin 1 (gene AZU1). Gene Ontology annotation, biological process: proteolysis. NCBI's taxonomy places the organism in Eukaryota, Metazoa, Chordata, Amphibia, Anura, Pelobatidae. The record is from RefSeq and is a predicted model, not a curated record. Gene Ontology annotation, molecular function: serine-type endopeptidase activity. The coding region runs from base 13 to 813 and encodes 266 amino acids. The transcript is spliced from 5 exons.